AAAAGUGCUGUACAAACAAUCUGAGCGCUGUGAUCGUGUUCACCCUUCAUAUUAUGGUCCUAGGACCUUCCAAUUCGAUCCGCACUUGCCAGGUCCAGCAAGAACUCGAAGACAUGUGCUGUGCUAGAACAGCACUGCUCCACAAACUCUACUGGCAGCCGCGGUUUCCUUCAGAAACUCUACACUGGCAGUCACAUUGACGCCACGAUUUGUAGUAACGAUUUGUAGUCAAAUGCGCGAGCAGAUUGUUGGUUCACCGCAGCCAAGCCCCACAGGGCUGCGGACACCAAUGUCUCCAUUUGAAGAUUCUGAUGCUUUUGGGGGCGCCUUGGCAGUGCAAUGUUUCAAACCCUCCGCGAGAGACGGACGGUUGGACAGUUGCACUUUUGCAGUGCAACUGCACUAUCGCAGAUAGCAUGGCACACACCCCAGCACCAACUCCCAACUCGAGAGCACUCCACCCGCCUGGGUCCGCAGCACUCACCGGACACCAGGCGCAACACAGUCUCACGUGCAGUUGCCGCCUGCUGACCUUCGUCAAAAAGUGCCCUAUGCACGACUAGACAAGGACGUUCGUGCGUGGUUGGCAUUACCUGGCCGUGGCCGUACUUUUGCCGCAGAGAGGCUUUGGCCCUUUGGCAGUAUCGACCUUGGAACACGAACUGAGCGGCAGCAUCGUGUACACUGGCACAGUGGCCACGGCGGCACUAAAGCAAUCCUCCCGCUCGAGCACUACAUGCUGGCGAAGGGAUUCGCUGACCGUCCCAUGCAAGGGCAAAAUUGCGAUACAGUGGGUAGAGAGGGGGUGGAGUGGCUUGAUGGCUUGAAUCAUGCGCAUAUUCACUGGUUUUCCCUGGCCGGGCUGCUAGAGCAAGCGUCAUUUUAAUGAUUUCCGAGAAUCUUGCCCAAAAUACACUAGUCACCAGUACUGUUGGGGCAGCAGUGGUUCCAACCUUGGAGUUCAGACUCAGACCCAGUUGGUGCUUCACAUUCCUUUCGAACCUGCUGAACGAUGUUGAUGGACACUUCACUUGCACUGUAUGUACUGCAGCUGCUGAAGAGCAGAGAGGGGGCCGCAGUCUUCUGCGUAUCACCGAAGGUAGGUCAUGAAGCGCCCUUCUGCAACGGCGAAGAAGGCGAAGACUGUGAAGAAGCUGGGAGGCCAACAUAUGUGUUCAUGCCACCAACCUUUCCAGCAACCCGGGCACUAUACUCACUGACAGUCAGACGUUCGUGGUUGAAUAUGGCACAUACUCAUGGUAUACUUUCAUUCAUUAUUGUUUCUGGGUGACUUGCAUGCUGGGGUCGGCUUUGGAGCCGCGAAAAAAGCCCAACUUGGAUCCCCUGGUGUCCUCCGCGCGAGGUGCGGAUUCAGGGCUUUUCGUGUUAACUUUCCACAGAGUGGACCAACUGUCAUCCAAGAGCUGCUGUGGGCUGUAGGUCCACUGGUCUUUGCCGAACAGGCGUGGGAUGAGAAUGUGCCCACCCGUUGUGUUGCUAAAAGUGUCUUUUUGGGCAUUUUGGGCUUCCAUUCAGGGCUGAAACACGUGACAUGGCCAUGAUCACUGAAACCGAUUGGCCUUCAGUUCAGAUGGGUGGCAGAGAAAUGCUUGAGGCCUUUGACGCAGCGACCUUCGCCAACCGCUUCCGCUAUGGGGAAUUUGGAGAUGCAGUCGUCUUCACUGAAGCGCGACGUUCUGCGGUGCUGUCUAAAAAGCCUCGAAUCCUCAAGUGGUCGAUGACCAAAACUGGGAAGAACUCCAAGACGCCGUUGCUGGUGGUACACUACAUCUCGGAGAUGUAUGGCCAAAGAAGACCAUUUGAAGAUCAAGUUCCUUUGUGGUCCUUGCGGCAAAUGGUGGACUUCAGUCAUGCUCUAGGCAGCACGGGAACUCGCCGGACACGCAGUUCAGCCUCCGUCCCAUCAGCUGACGCCGUGUCUGCUCGCUGCCCUCCACUGUGGUGGUCACUCGCGUUAUGGGCCUUUGCAGAAUUUGCUAGGGGAAGCUCUGGCAAAGGCAAAGGCGCCAAGUGGCCACCAGAAUCCCCUGCUGAACCUGUCUCCAUCCCUGGGGACUUUCCAAAGCUCCUCUACACAGUCCUACACGGCGGAGCUCAAGGUCAAAGCGAACGACAGGUCAAAGAGGCGUUGACCUCCAUUCUUCGAGAGCAGUGAUUCGAUGGGCUGCCAGCCAUGCGUGGUCGUUUUUUGUGCCCACACAGAGUGCACACUGUUGGGAUUCAACAAGAUCCCUGCACCACACACAUGGUUCCUGCCAUGCACGAUCAAUGAACAAUGCCACGCCUCAAGCACUUCUCACCCACGAUGGGGAUAAGAUAGGCUCGUGUCAUGGACUUCCCAUGUAGC
This is a messenger RNA of Durusdinium trenchii, 2368 nucleotides long. The record is from the annotation of a GenBank genome assembly. NCBI's taxonomy places the organism in Eukaryota, Dinophyceae, Suessiales, Symbiodiniaceae.